Molecule: messenger RNA, 1092 nt
Organism: Photinus pyralis (common eastern firefly)
Lineage: Eukaryota; Metazoa; Arthropoda; Insecta; Coleoptera; Lampyridae
Product: aurora kinase B-like
Exons: 6
Coding region: 136-1026 (296 amino acids)
Biological process (GO): regulation of cytokinesis; mitotic spindle organization; protein phosphorylation
Cellular component (GO): spindle microtubule; chromosome passenger complex; spindle midzone
Molecular function (GO): ATP binding; protein kinase activity
Source: RefSeq, a predicted model, not a curated record
GAAUUAAACAGAAAGUUCGUUAUUUUCAGAUGGCAAGCGCACAGAACGGUUUAUUGUGUAGUUGAUGUUACAGUAAUAAUUGAUAAUUUAUUUUAAAUAAAAAGUAGUAAUUAUAAUUAGUGAAGGUGUGUGAUAAUGAAUGAAGAACCAAGCACAAACUAUGAUGAAGGCACUCAACUAAUGCUUUCAAACAUUCUUUCACACCCAGCUUACAAAAAUUCAAGUUACAAAUGGUCAUUGGACGAUUUUGAAUUGGGAACUAGAUUAGGUCGUGGCAAGUUCGGGAGAGUCUACUUCGCACGUGAAAAACGGUCUGGUUGGGUGGUAGCACUCAAAACUUUACUAAAAAAAGAAAUUGUUAAGGGCCACGUUGAACGACAAAUACUGAGAGAAAUUGAAAUUCAAUCAAAUUUGAAGCAUCCGAAUAUUCUAAAACUGCAUGUGUGGUUCCAUGACGACCAUCGCAUUUACUUAGCAUUAGAGUUUGCCGGAAAAGGAGAGGUGUAUAAACAGUUAACGACAAUUGGAAGGUUUUCCGAACAAAGAACAGCAAAGUAUAUUUAUCAAGUCGCUGAUGCUCUUGACUAUUGUCACCGUAAGAAAGUUAUACAUCGAGACCUUAAGCCUGAAAAUUUGUUACUGUCAAUUAAUGAUGAUAUCAAGCUGGGCGAUUUUGGGUGGUCGGUCCACGCUCCUUCGUUGAGCCGUAAAACUAUGUGUGGAACCUUGGAUUAUCUUCCACCAGAAAUCGUCGAAGGAAAACAGUAUGGCAAAUACGUUGACAAUUGGUGUUUAGGUAUAUUGUGUUAUGAAUUCUUAGUUGGGCAUCCUCCCUUUGAAAGCAAAACUACUGAAGAAACAUACGCUCGAAUUACAAACAUUGAAAUUUCGUUCCCUAUGCAUAUUUCACCUGGUGGUGUUGAUUUAAUCUCGAAGUUGCUACUAAAAUCAUCUGUAAACCGCAUCACAUUGCCAGGUGUUAUGAAACACCCAUGGAUAAUUAACAAUUAUAAGGAUAAGAAAUAAGAUUUUGUAAUAUAUAUUUUUUAAAUUUGUAGUAUUAUUAUCUAAAGUAAAGUUGCAAAAUAUAAA